Messenger RNA from Diplodia corticola, 1155 nucleotides. RefSeq names its product putative pathogenicity factor. Lineage: Eukaryota; Fungi; Ascomycota; Dothideomycetes; Botryosphaeriales; Botryosphaeriaceae. Bases 1 to 1155 code for a protein of 384 amino acids. The record is from RefSeq and is a predicted model, not a curated record. The transcript has 3 exons.
AUGGAUGUGAUGCGCCUCGAGAACAUCCUCAACGCCGUAGACGACCGGGAAGGUAAGCCGCUAUUACUGGACGUAUAUGGACGUCGCUCAGACCUUGCAGCCCAAGCUGCGCGCCAGGAUGCUGCCGAAACUCUCCUACAGCUUGGCUUGUCUCUUGACACUCCCAUGAAGACUUGGUCACCGGCUCAGCGCGCAAGAGCUUGCCGUCCCCUUCCUCCCAACGACUCCAUCAUGCCUUCCCCACCCCAUCGCAUCACGGAUUUGUCAGCCGUGACUGCGGAAUCUGGCGACAGCUCUUCCGAGUUCACUCUCUCUCCGUCGACGGCCGUCGACGACGCACCGCCCUCCUCGGUCACUAACACCACCGACCACGACGACGACGAACCCGACCUCUUCCUCCCUCCCACCGACGACGACGACGACAACGACCAUGACCACGAAACCGCCGGCGACCCCACCAACCGCGAAUUCAACUGCUGGGCGGUCCCGCACUCGAGGUGCAUGACGGGGCAAUACACGCUGCCGCUCUCGCGCAAGAUGGUGUCGGACUACUUCGGGCGCAACAAGGCGGGCACGCGGCGGGUGCAGCCGCGCCGCUGGAUCCGCGCCUGCCGCAAGCACUACCAGCGCCAGUCGUACCAGGACUCGUGGCGCUGGCACAAGGGGCGCGUCGUCAUCCGGCAGCUGCAGCUCAUCGCCGCGCAACAGCAGCCGCCGCUGACGUUCCGCGUCGCGCUGAAGAGCAGCGAGGAGAAGAGGCUGGAGAGGUACAAGGGCGGGCUGGUGGAUGCGGGCAGGCUGUUCGAUCGCCAUCGUGAGGAGGUAACGCGCUUGGAUGAGGAGAAGCCCGAUCAGGCGCCGUUGGCGGUGCUGCAGGACAUCAAGGAGUUUGUGAGGCAGCGCGGCGGCGAGGCGGCGUGCUUGGGCGCCGCCGACUGCGAGGAGUUGGUGGGGCGCGCCAUCGAUUGGGUCAAGGGCAAGAAGUGUCUCCGCUUGCCGCUGUUUGAGAUGAUGCCCCUUUUUGCGGACGAGGAGGGCGCGGAAAAGGAGAAGAAGACGAAGAAGAAGAAGACGAAGGCGACACCGGCGGCAGGGAAGAAGCGUAAGGCUGGUUCUGCUGGAGCUGGAAGCGCUGCGAAGCGUGUGAUGGCUUGA